Molecule: messenger RNA, 429 nt
Organism: Didymodactylos carnosus
Lineage: Eukaryota; Metazoa; Rotifera; Eurotatoria; Philodinida; Philodinidae
Source: the annotation of a GenBank genome assembly
AUGCCUAUGUUUCUAAGUACUGAAUAUGUACAACAACAUCUACAUCCAUCAAUCAGUUCGUUUCCAAAAUGUGUUCUGAUCAUAGACAGUUUUCCUGUGUAUGUUCCAAGACCAAAAAAUUUAACGGCUCAGUCCAUCACAUACAACGAUUACUAUGGUGGAAAUGUCAUGAAAGGAUUGAUUGGUAUUGCUCCUACAACUGAUUUUCCAAUCGUUUUUUUCUCCGAAUUAUUCUCUGAUGCAAUUUCUGACAAGGAAUUGGCAAUACGUUGUGGUUUAACAAAACUAAAUUAUCCUUCAAGCAUUGAAAUAAUGGCAGAUAAAGGUUUCCAUCUUCAAGAUGUUGAACAAGAAAAACAGUGGAAAUUCGUAAAUCAUUCUUGGAUGAGUCUGGUCAAUAUAGUUCAACUGAUAUUGGAAACAAUAUGA